CCCCCUCCCCCGGCGCUGCGCUGCGGCGGGGCCCGCCCUGCACGUCACCGGCGAGAUGGCGGCGCCCGGCCGGCUCAGCUUGGCGGGGCGGGGGAGGCCCCUGCCCCAACUCGGAGCUUUGGUGCAUUGAUCCUCUGUGAACUGCUCAGUUUGGAGUCUUUACUAUUCAUUGAAUGCAUACAUCAAUCUCCGAGGAAAGACUUCCUGUAAACACGUCUAUUUUGCUUUAAGUGUUUAAAAAUGUCUGAUAAGAAAAUAAUUAUGAACAGAGCCCAUGAUAUUGAGAAGCUACUCUCUGAAAACAAUUUCCAAGAUAUUGGAAAUCAUCUUACAGAACUUGAAGCUGUUGAUAUGACUAUAGAAUAUCUUCAGGAGACUGAUGUUGCCAAAGCUGUGUACAGAGUCCUCCAGAACUGUCCUGCAAUGACAUUGAAAAAGAAAGCAAAGCAUUUAUUAUCAAAGUGGAAGACACUUUACAAGAAUAACUACCUUUCAUCGGUACAAGGUAAAAAGUCAGUUUCUGAGAGUGUGAAAGAGCACAAUGAAUAUUUCAGUGUGGUUCCACAAGAACAAAUGGAGUUUUCUGAAGAAUUGAAUCAGCAUGAAAUGUUAGAUGCUGCUGGCGCUAACAGUUUGCUAACAUCACAAAACGUUCCAAAAGAUGAAGUGUAUAAUAAGCCAAAAAGCAGUGUGAAUCAGCUGGGUCUUUUAGAAGAACAGAGCGCUGAUAACGAAGACGCUAAACCUGCUGGCAGUGAAACAAGCCCACAGCAAGAACAUCUGAAGGCUGUGAGGUUGAAAUGCACAGAACUUAUUUAUAAAGCCUUGACUGAUUCUGCCACAAGCAAAGAGGAAGCCAAUUAUCGGCAAGAAUUAGCCAAAGAAAUUGAAGAGCGUAUUUUUGCUCUUCAUGCUAGAAAUGACAAAAAGUACAAAAAUUGUAUCAGAAGCAAAGUCUCUAACUUGAAGAAUCCUAAAAAUUUCCACUUAAAACAUAACCUGUUUUCAGGGACUAUGAGUCCAAAGACUUUUGCUGAGAUGACAGUGAUGGAAAUGGCCAAUGAUGAACUGAAACAACUCAGGGCUUUGUACACAGAAUCAUCUGUUCAGGAACAUCAGCUUCCCCAAGUUGUUGAUGGCACACAGACAGACAAAAUAAAAUGUAGGCGCUGUGAAAAAUUUGAUUGCACUGUCACUAUGAUUGCCAGGGGAACUCUCUUCCUUCCUAGUUGGGUGCGAAAUGCAAAUCCAGAUGAACAAAUGAUGACUUACGUUAUUUGUAACAAAUGUGGAGACCAGUGGUACCACAGCAGAUGGACAGAGAGAAGGGCCAUUCAGUGUCAUUCUGAAGGAUUUCUGCUUGGAUUUCCAGCUGUAUUCAUUUAUGCUACCAACUGGCUGAUCUUGCACUCCAGAGUAGAGUGUUGGCCUAUUCAUCCAGGUCGCAGGCAGCUUCUGCAGCCUAUGUGACUUGUGUGCCCAUCUUGGACAUUUGUAAGUUGGCAACCUGGUCAUCAGUCCAUACGUUUGUCUCUCACUACACCAGCUCUCAUCAAUCCAGAGAUGAUGCCAGAUUUGGAUGGGCAGUCCUGCAAUCCUUAUUCAAGUAGAUUCCAAACCCACUUCCAGGUCACACUGCUUGUUAGUCACUUAUGGUGGAAUGGACAUGUGCCAUCACUGGAAGAAGAAGAAACAGUUACUAACCUUUUUCUGUAACUGUUGUUCCACAGCCCUUCCUCCUUCCCCUCUCUGUUUGAGUCUAUCCAGUAGGAAAGAGGGGUUGAAUUUAAUUUUGUCCUGCCCAUAUCAUCUACAAAUGUUUACUCUGCCUUUCAGAUGACUAGUUAAAUUGUUAUUUAAAACUAGCAAUUAUUGCAUUACCUAUUGGCCACCUCCCUACAACUCUGUUCACAAUCCUUCAGACAUCUUCCAUUCCAUAUAUUCAUGUCCAGUCCUGUUUGAAUUAAGAAAUAAGAUUUUGUGAGAAACUAACAAACACUUUACUCACUUGUGAACAUGGAGAUGCUGCUUCUUAUGGUUCAUUUAACUUUUCCUUUGGUUUUUAAUUUGACAGGAGCUUUAGCAAAAAAAAAGGAAAGUGAUACAGGUGUGUGCAUAUCCCAAAUGUGUGUGGUACAGAAAAGGCGUGGUCUUAGUUUCAGUAUGCGGUAUUUUUCUCUGAGUGCAGUCUCUCAAUAAGGGGCAAGGCCAGAGCACAUGCUGUAUUAUUCAUGCAUAAGUGAUGUAACAGAGCCAGUUAUAAUCUUAGACUGGAUAAGACUGUAUGCUUUGUUCUGAAAUGAGCACCUGGAUGGUGUACCUGGAUAUGAGCAGCUGUCAAUCUGCAGCUAUGGGUUGGGUGCUGUUUUGUUCCUUUCACUAGCUUAUGGUACAGAAAGCCUAUGUACCUUUCAUAUGGUGAAUAAAAAUACAGGAGCAAAUUUCUUAAGGUCCAGAUUCUACUUUCAGUUGUAUGUGCAGAACACAGAAUGAUUUCAGUGCAUACAUUUGAGGACACAAGCUGUAAAUCUUCAUCUGCUCUAAGGUAUGACCUAAUUAUAUUUCCCAUGAGCAGUCAUCAUCUUCUUGUUUAUAACACCAUAACUAUUUCUACUGCAACUAUCUGUGUUGUUAUAAACAUGAAUAACUAUGGGCGUGGAAUUGUUGAGCAAAUGAGCUCUAUGGCCCUGAUCCUUAUUCAUAUGCUUUACUUUAAGUAUAUAUGUAGUUCCAGUCACAUAACUAUUUGCAAGAUUAUAGCUAUUAGAGGCCAUGAUCAUGAUUUAUGUAUUUGUUAGUUUGUUUAUUUAUUGCCAAUAUCCUUUGCUAUAUAGGUCAAGAGAACAAAAUACAGAAGAUAUAUACUAUAAGACAGUUUAUAUUAGGAAUUUUAUUUUUAAAUAGAAUGUUUAAUAUUUCCCAGCAGGUUUCAAAAUCUCUUUCAGGCACAAUAACUAUUAUUUAAAGUAAUGUCUCAAAGAAAAAAGUGGCAGUUUCCAAACAUACAAAUGUUGUUGUUAUGUUAUAUAACUUACAAUGUAAGUUUCAUUUUGAAAGAUCCUAAACAAAUCACAGGAAUCAUUUCCUUCAUCACUGAAAUGCAGCCUUUGCAAACAGUGGUCAAGACCUAGGUCUUACAUUUUAUCCAAUAUGGCACUUCCGCAGCACAACACCUCUUCAUAUUGUACUGUAAUAUUGGGUAAGCACUGACUCCAAGGGAAGAGUGCCAAUUCAAAAUCAUUAAGACCUUAUUUUUCCACAAAUUUUAAAAUCCAGUUCAGUAAGUGGUCGUGAAAAUCUUAGGGUUUUAAAUGACAACUACAAUACUAUUAAAUUCCAAAUUCAACAAAUUAUUACUGUUAUUUAUUACUGUAGGGCCUAGGAGCCCUGGUCAUGGACCAUGAUCUCAUUUGUGCUAAUUUUUGUGAUUAUGUGCUUAAGUCCAUCCUUGUUUAGCAAAGCACUUAAGCAUGUGCUUAACUUUCAGUGAAUUCAAUGAGGCUUAUGUAUCUGCUCAAAGUUAAGCAUGUGCUAAAUAGAGAUGGGCCUAGGCCAGGGGUCUCAAACACACUCUUGCGUGUGGCCUGCCAAGCUCCCUGUGCCCCCCCCGCCCCUCUGCCUACCCGCGGGAUUGCCCCCUGUGGCGCUGCGAGCCCUGCGCCACUCUCUGAAGCAGCUUGGCAGCACAUCCCUUCGAGGGGAGGGGGAAGGAGGCACAGGCACUCCUGCAUUGCCUCCUUCCAGGCACCGCCCCCCGCUGCUCCCAUUGGCCGGGAAUAGGGAACCGCGGCCAAUGGGAGCUUCGUGGGAGGUACCUGGAGGGGCGGCAAGAGCAGCAGACACACGGAACCCUGAGCCCCUCCCCCUCCCCCAGGGGCUGCAGGGACACGGUUCCAGCUACUUCCUGGAACGGAGCGGCGCAGGGCCAGGACAGGCAGGGAGGGAGCCUGCCCUGGUCCCAGUGCGUGCCGCUGCCACCCUGAAGCCACUCUAGAUAAGUAACGCUGGGCUGGAGCUUGCACCCUGAACCCCUCCUGCACCCCAACUCCCUGCCCUGAGCCCCCUGCUGACCCCUGCAAAGCUCCUGCACCUCAACUCCCUGCCCUGA
Mauremys mutica (yellowpond turtle) is the source of this 4108-nucleotide messenger RNA. It is a transcript of the gene TCEANC, whose product is annotated as transcription elongation factor A N-terminal and central domain containing. Gene Ontology annotation, cellular component: nucleus. The transcript has 4 exons. The record is from RefSeq and is a predicted model, not a curated record. Lineage: Eukaryota; Metazoa; Chordata; Testudines; Geoemydidae. Bases 241 to 1470 code for a protein of 409 amino acids. Gene Ontology annotation, biological process: DNA-templated transcription.